UGCAGAAAGGUGUGGAUGUUAUCUUAUUCGGGGAAUGAUAUACUCGCUAAUGACCUUACUUGUUAACGCUGCAGAUAAUUUUGAGUAAUUAAUCCCUGGAAUCGAUUCCUAUGGGUGUCUGACGAGUGAUCCUGUCGGUGUGAAAAAUAGCCAGUCUUUCUACUCUGAAGCCUGUAUUACACCACGCUGUCUUCAAGAUGCACUGGCGGCCAGCGUUUCUUGCAGUGUGGGUAGGCCUAGGCAUAUUGCAAUGUUCCACGCCAUUGCAAGAAGGUUUAGUCCUAAAAGGAAGACUGUGCUGUGAGGAAGGCCAAAUUCUCACUGACAAUGGCUGCGUGCCUGGUGUCAACACAACCACUUUCUCGCCGCCAGUCUCCGCAAAUCUGUCUCAAAUUACAAGCAACGUCUCUUGGUCUUUCGAGCCGUUAAUGUGUCCCAGAGGAUUCUACGUCAACCACCUUCUUCUGGAUGGAAGGGAUAAUACGCUAGGUAUAGAGGAGGGAGAAAUUUACCUGAAAUGGUUGGAGGUCUUGGCCUUCAAAAGCAGCUCUGACUACUGCGUGGGGCCCACUGAGGACGGCGGCUACGCGGCCCGGACUUGCCACCCUAAUGUCGAGAAGAUCUGCACGAGGGAAACGUGUGUCCAGAAGUGCUGCGGCGACGGAGAGGUUGUGGAGUUGGCAUCGAAGAGCUGCAUAAAACGGGAUGUGGGCGGAUUUUCUCCCGAAUUCCGUACGCUCCAUGGAAGUCCAAUCCCAAGACCCAUGAAUAUUUUGGUGAUCGAGAAGAUGCCCGUUUGCAACUUUUUGGUUCUCCUCAACCCCGGCACCGAUCCGACACAGGAGUUCUACCUGCUCCCGAAUGGGAAUUUGUAUGAACCGCGCUACGCCGUAGAAUUCGUGCCGGGCAGAUAUUGUCUGGAACACUUUGUAGACUUUUCAGCCGACGUCGCCUUCGUAUGUCGGGAACCUCUGAGUAAGGCCAUCAUAAUCAAGAACCAUCUGCAGGCGGCCGGGCUGGUGGUGUCAUGCGUGUUCCUGUCGGUGACCAUCGUGUGCCACCUCGCCAUCAAACAGCUGCGCGACAUCCAAGGCCUCUGCCUCCUGUGUCACAUGGUGUCACUGCUGAUCGCUAACACUGUCCUCUUCACGGGGUAUCAGUUCUCCAAAGUAAUUAGCAAGUCCCACUGCGUCUUUAAUGGCUUUCUCCUACAGUAUUCAUUUCUCGCGACGUUCUUCUGGCUCAAUGUCAUGUGCUUUGAUGUAUGGCGCGUCAUUAAAGCGACCGUGAAGCUGGUACCACUGCGGGGUAUCCUAGCCAAUGACGCCAAGAAGUUCAGGCUGUACUGCGCGUAUGCUUGGGGCGUCCCUCUGGUCGUGACGCUGGCGACCCUCUUGCUGCAUUUCCUGCCCGACGAGAAGGUUGCGGACGGAGUUCUUCGGCCGGGCUUUGGGCGGGAGUCGUGCUGGUUCAGUGGCGAUUACGAACAUCUGAGUUAUUUCUACGGGUUGGUCGGUCUGCUGUUUCUCCUGAACAUGAUUUUCCUCGGCCACACUCUCGCGAUGCUGUUCCAGGCCGGCGGCGCCUUCACCCGCUGCUGUUUUCGGAACACCAGUUCACUUACAGCCUUCAACCGGAAUCACCUCGAUGCGUUCUGGCAGCGGUUUAGCCUCUUCUGUUUGAUGGCGAUCUGUUGGGUCACGGAAAUUCUCUCUUGGAAAAUUUAUCCUCUGGAAAUUUGGAUCCCGACAGACAUUAUCAACUCCCUGCAAGGCUUCAUCGUGUUCGUGAUCUUCAUGAGGAGCCGCAAGAAGCGCGAGAUCGUGAGCCACACGUGGAAGGACACUGUGUCCACCGUGUCCCAGGCAGCGAGGAAGCUCUCCCGCACGGACGAAACCAGCGUCGUGUUGCACGUGAGCGACAACCAGGUGUGCAUCGCGAACCCCGACGGAUCGUCCUCGGGCAACAGCAAACUCACCGAGGAAAUGACUCCAGACUUAAGCGAACGGAAGGACCGAGGGGGCGGCGACAGGGAGGCCCCGCAGGCGGGGGAGAUGAACCCAAGCUUCCAGAACGCGGAUUAAAGCGGAUGUGAGGAUGUUGUCAGAAUUCAUCUUCUGAUGUGAGUGAAUGUGUUGUUGGAUACAGAAAUUAGGUUGUCCGGUAGGUGAAAAUUGUACAUAUAGUUGAAAUUAUAAGGUCUAGUAAUGUUUAUAUUCAUAUUCGCUACAAGUUGACUUAGAAUACGGCACAUAUCUUACAGAACGUCUUUGGUAUAUAUUAGCAAAGUAUUAUGUACAUAUAUGAAUAUUAUAAACACAUACAUAUAUAUACAUAUAUGCAUAUAUAACUUCAUAUAUAUAUACAUAUAUAUAACUUAAUAAAUCUAGUAUAUACAUGUAUAUAUAUAAACGACGAUGACGUGGAUGAUUUUAGUAACAGUAAUGGUGAUAAUACUAAUGAUAAUAAUGACGAUCAUAACUAUAAUAAUGAUACUAACCGUGAUGAUACUAAUACGAAUGAUUCAAAAGAUUACAAAGCAUAUGAUAAUUAUGAUUAUCAUCUUGAUACUGAAAUAUCAAAAAUAACUAUAAACAGUCACAGCACAAUUAGUGAUACUAUUAACAAGUGUUUUCACAAAUGUGAUAUUGAACAUAUAUUUUGAUAUAUUAGAAUAUUAUAAAUUAUAUUGUUAUCAUGUAAAACUUGGAAAUAAGUACUUGCUUUCAACAAUACGUCCGCUAUCGUAUCUGAAUUUAUACUUUGGAUGCCUAUAAUACUGGUGUCUAGAGAGAGCAAGACUUUAACAAUUAUUUUAAAAUUUCACAUUCUCAUUUUUAUGCAGUUACCGUAUGUUGUAAAUUAAGUAGGUUAGAUUCUUA
This is a messenger RNA of Penaeus monodon (black tiger shrimp), 2882 nucleotides long. RefSeq names its product probable G-protein coupled receptor Mth-like 3. Gene Ontology annotation, biological process: cell surface receptor signaling pathway; G protein-coupled receptor signaling pathway. Lineage: Eukaryota; Metazoa; Arthropoda; Malacostraca; Decapoda; Penaeidae. Gene Ontology annotation, cellular component: membrane. The transcript has 9 exons. The record is from RefSeq and is a predicted model, not a curated record. The coding region runs from base 198 to 2084 and encodes 628 amino acids. Gene Ontology annotation, molecular function: G protein-coupled receptor activity.